This is a messenger RNA of Folsomia candida, 534 nucleotides long. RefSeq lists its product as uncharacterized. Bases 1 to 534 code for a protein of 177 amino acids. The record is from RefSeq and is a predicted model, not a curated record. NCBI's taxonomy places the organism in Eukaryota, Metazoa, Arthropoda, Collembola, Entomobryomorpha, Isotomidae. The transcript has a single exon.
AUGUGGUCACUUGAAACAUUGGGAAUUCUAGAUCCAGUUCAAGUGCAGACCAAGAAAGAACAAGAAGAAGCUGCAAGACAACACUUCUUAGAAAAUGUAACAAAAGAUGAUCGAGGUCAUUAUUCUGCCAGCCUACCAUGGGUGAAUGGAGAACCAGAGCGUGACCUACCAACAAAUCGAGUGGUGGCCGAGAAACGACUGAUGUCUACCACUAAGAAAUUAAUGGAUAAGGAAAUGUAUGAAGUGUAUGAUGGCAUUUUCCGAGGGUGGGAGGAAGAAGGAAUUAUUGAGGCAGUGCAGGAGACGUCGCCCCCCACUGGUCAUUACUUACCUCACCAUCCUGUAUUCAAGCCAGAGAGUACCACCACGCCAGUGCGCCCAGUUUUUGACGCAAGUUGCAAAGGUGCCGGAAAGCCAUCUCUAAAUGAUUGUCUAUACAAGGGGCCGAAUCUCAUCGAACUAAUUCCUUCCGUGCUACAUCGAUUUAGGCAGAGGAGAAUUGGGGUGAUUUCGGACAUACGAAAAGCUUUCUAA